AUGACCGCCAAAUCCCCUGUUAUACUCAUCCUCGGCGCGGGCCCUAACAUCGGCCAGUCCGUCGCUCGCAAGUUUGCCUCUAAAGGCUACAAGGUUGCACUCGCCGCUCGCUCCCUGAAGGAGGGCGAUAGCACUGAGAAGCAACUACUCAUCCCGAGCGACCUCUCUAAAACUAAUGAUAUAAUCAAUGCUUUCGCUAAAGUGAAGAAGGUGUUUGGUAUCCCUAGUGUCGUCGUCUACAAUGUUAGCGCUGUGACCUUCACACCCCCCGACGACCCUUUCGCUAUCACUCUCGCAGACCUUAGUCGCGACACGACCAUCAACGUCUACAAUGCCUUUGUUGCCGCACAACAAGCCGUCUCCGGCUUUUCACAGCUUCCAACGUCAGCCGCGAAGACUUUCAUCUAUACUGGAAAUAUCCUGAACGUCGGCAUCAUCCCAAAAUUUCUCACCCAGGGUAUUGGAAAGUCCGGCGCCGCUCACAUGAUCUGGGCUGCUUCGGACGCGUACAAAGACCAUGGAUAUAAAUUCUAUUAUGCCGACGAACGGAAGGCAGACGGAUCGCCCAAGUACCGUGUCGAUGGCGGCGCACAUGCGGAUCUCUACUGGGAGCUGGCGCACGCCGAAACGCAGGGCCCGUGGAUGCAGACGUUCGUUCAGGGGGAGGGAUAUAAGCAGUUUGACGACCUAUAUACCUCUCUUGCCUGA
Messenger RNA from Penicillium subrubescens, 708 nucleotides. RefSeq lists its product as uncharacterized. Lineage: Eukaryota; Fungi; Ascomycota; Eurotiomycetes; Eurotiales; Aspergillaceae. The record is from RefSeq and is a predicted model, not a curated record. The coding region runs from base 1 to 708 and encodes 235 amino acids. The transcript is spliced from 3 exons.